UCUCUUAUUUCUGAAUUACCAUGACAGUCUUUCACACGAUUGCUGAGGAACUUCUUUGAGUGUUGUCACCUCUUUAAUGUUUUAGGCUGUAUAAAAAAAUAUUGAUUUGAUUUUUAAUUUUAGGGCAUUAGGAUCCCUUUCAAGUAUUGACCUGACUAGGAAUAAUUACAAGAGCAAAGCUGGUUUCAGUGUUUCUAUGACUGCCUGGGUAUUGUUAAGAGAGACAAGUAAAUGUGUCAACCUAUCAGUGGUAUUAGAUGCAUCUUUUGUUACAAAUACAUGUAUGAUACAUGAAAGAUUUAAAUAUCUUUACAGGAUGAUGAAGAUGUCAGAAAGAAUCUUGAGCUGGUGUGUGUCUUUCCUCCUUGUCCUGACCUAUGUGUCAGCUGUAAAACAACUCAAGACAAUCAAACAGUUGAAGAAAAUCGACUUUGGCCAAUCUGUGCCCAAGCACAGUCUUAUCCUGCUCCACUGGUUUGCCAACACAGUUGAAAUUGACAAUAACAAUGUAAUACAGCUGACUUUUAAUCCAAAUAGUGAUUAUGGCUCACAUCAUUACGGCAACUACGAGAGGCUGUUGGACCCACUUCCUCGGGGAUACCGGUACUACACUGUUGGCAAUCUCAAUGAAGACAUGUUGGUUCAACUUCCAAAUUAUGUUGUCCAUCCCCCAAUGGAGUACGAGGGAGGAAACAGGGACAGGAUCAUAUUUAGAGCACAUGGGCAGAGGAUGGACCAGGUGUACAUCACACAGCAUUAUGAUGUUUCUGAACAUCAGGGGACACCUUAUGAUCAAGACCAUACCUACCAGAUCACAAUUAACCUCUUAAGACAGAUCAGAGAGUUUUCUGUGAGGGAUGGCCAGCGGCCACUGGUGCAUCUUAGAAACCGCUAUGCAAGUAACGCUGAUGAUGGCUACAUCAGACACACAUGGGGCAACCUUGCUUGCCUUGGACUGUUCUUGUUUAUUGUGAUCGAGGAAAAGCACUUAUUGAACCAAUGCAACAACAGACCAAAAAACAACAAACCAGAAGCAAACAACAGACCACACAACAACAAAAGAGCGGAACACAACAACAGACCAGAAAAUGACAAGAGCUGGGAAGUCAACAACUGUCUGUGCAUCAGCAGACAGACUUGUUGCUAUGCAUUUAGGAUCUGCUGUAUUUUAAUAUUAAUUUUUGUAUUCAUUGUUUUUUGGGCAAUUAGACGUUAACCAAAUUAUUUCAGCUUCUGUCUGAGAGAAAUCUCAUGAAGCAGGAGCACUGGAGGCACUGGUAUUAAAAAAGUGUUUUUAAUUUUUAUGACAAUAGUUUUCAGGUUCAAUUCUCACUUGCUGUUUUGGUGUGGAGGGGAUGGUUUUGAGGAGAGGGACAAAGCGACCAUGAUAACAUGCUUGUGAUUAAAGGCCAAAUACUUUAAAUCACCCUUCUGAAACUGUGUGCUUUGAAGGGCUGAGAGUCAUCAGGGUUUCGUUCCUACCCAGUCAGUCAUUCAACUUUUUUCCGACUACAGCUCCAGUGUAAACACUCAGUCAUAAGCACAUCUUCCUCACCAAGAGAGGAGGUGGUGAUCCAUCAAUAAAGGUGGCAUCAUUUUUGCUGAGACUAAAAAACUGCAGACUUUGACCAACCUGGCACUGUUUGAGACAUCUGUUGCUAAUAAUUUAGAAUGAAUGAUAAUUUUGUCCACCUGUAAAUAUUUCAAAAACAAACAAAAGGGAAGUUUAAAAGGGUUGUGUGCUGAUGGAUGUAUAGACAAAGUGAAAGACUCUGUGGUCUCAUAAGGACAGUUCUGAGCCUUUAUUGAUAAUGUAUGUACGUGAAUUAUGUCUGUUUUCUUCUGUGGUGUUGGUAAUUGUGUAUAUUAAACUAUAAUGUGUCGACCAUAAACCCAUGUCAAUUUUACUUUAUCUUAAGUUCAAGGAAA
Messenger RNA from Acanthopagrus latus (yellowfin seabream), 1929 nucleotides. RefSeq lists its product as uncharacterized. The record is from RefSeq and is a predicted model, not a curated record. Lineage: Eukaryota; Metazoa; Chordata; Actinopteri; Spariformes; Sparidae. The transcript has a single exon. The coding region runs from base 197 to 1216 and encodes 339 amino acids.